AUGGUCGUAACUCGCUCUGGUACUGCACGUGUGGAUCGAGAACGGCGUGAGAGAUAUACGUACGCACCAAGAAGUCAUCCGCUACUUACUGAUACACUCGGCAACAAAUAUAUCGAUUCCUACCUCGAGUACGAUUGCCUGAUGACACCGGAAGAGUUGAAGCGGCUUUCCGAACACAAAUAUUCUGCUGUGGAUACCAGUUGGCUCGAUGAACUAUGCAUGAAAUAUUUCUGGGAGUGGGCUGUGGAUUUCUAUCCGUUAUGGUUAGCUCCCAACCUUAUCACCUUGAUUGGUCUCAUAGUGAAUCUCAUCACAGUGCUGGUACUUUCCCAUUAUUGUCCAACAGCUCGCGAAGUUGCUCCGUCGUGGGCUUAUGCUCUGGCGGCGUUCGGUUUAUUUGUCUACCAAACAUUAGAUGCCACAGAUGGUAAGCAAGCUCGGCGCACAGGAGCUGCUUCACCACUGGGAGAACUGUUCGACCAUGGUUGUGACUCGAUAUCACAGGUAUUCGUUACCCUGAAUGUUGCGUAUGCUAUGAGACUUGGAGACGUGCGAUGUGGUACAUUUUUCAUUGUCAUUGUGGCGGUGUCACUGUUCUAUUGUGCUCAUUGGAGUACUUACUGUACUGGCCAACUUAGUUUUUCAAAAUUUGAUGUUACCGAAGCCCAGAUCACUAUAAUUGUGUUGCUGCUCAUCACGUCUGUUUUUGGCCCAAAUAUAUGGACUGUUGGUGUUCUGGACUAUGAGCUACGGCAUGUACUGCUGUUCCUAACACUAAUAGGUGCAUCGUACCAAGGUUCAUCUUAUUUCGAUGUGAUUUUCACAGGUGGUGUGGGAAGGAACGGAUCAACAGUUGCCGGGACAUCCGUUUUGUUUCCAGUAUGUCCGCUUUUGGCGUCUAUUGUCCCAUUUGCUAUGAUAUAUAGCAAAUCACGUACUGCUGUUUUCGAUGAAAAUAUCACUUUGUUUGUGCUGUGUUUCGGGGCUGUUGUUGCAAAGGCUACAAAUCGUUUAAUCGUUGGACACAUGAGCCGAAGUGAACUCGUUCUAUGGGACUGGAUUUACUUGGGUCCAAUAGCACUCAUGUUAAACCAAUACUACGACUUCAUAGUUUGUGAAAAGAAGUUACUGAUGGAGUUACAAGCUCGCUGCGCGUACAUUAUACCAAGAAAAGGAAGGAGUUGUCGGAUGCUGGUCAAAUCGGGACACAUGUAUUGCGGAGAACACGCUAAUCAAGAGGAAAAAAAUGAGGACCGAAUCCCGUGCCCGAACGACCCGAAGCAUACCGUGGAUCGCAAAACACUUGAGCAACAUUUACAAAGAUGUAAUUCCCGCGUAUCUGAAGAGGAAUGGAUCGCCAAAGAUAUAAAUGCAGUCAAGGGAGAAACGAAGUUUGCCGACAAAAUUGACAGAAGGGCUACGCUGAAGGAAGUCACGAGUUUGAUUGAGAAACUGCUGAAAUGCUAUGAAUCAAUCUCUGGUGAGGUUUCAACUGUCCAACUUCAUUCUGUUGAGAUUGAGAAUCAUUUGGAACAAAAUUCGGAGUUAUCGGAGAUCAAGCGCAAACAUCUCAUUCAACAGAGUUCCAUUAUUGGUCAUUUAGUAUCUGCUAACCUUUUGCACGAUGAUCCUUCCGUGUGUAUUUUCGAAUUAGGUGCCGGAAAAGCGCAGCUUGCAUACUGGAUGACCAAGAGAGCCCCACAUGCGAAGUUUCUGUUAAUUGAUAGGAGUGGUUCAAGAAACAAAUACGACAACAAAGCUCUUCAGGAGGAUCCUUCAUUGGACAUCAAGCGAUUACGCUGCUCUAUAGAACAUCUUGAUCUGUCUAAGGUGGGAAUGCUGAAGGAUGUGUCAAGCCUUUGUGCUGUGUGCAAACAUUUUUGCGGAAGUGCAACUGAUGCUGGGAUUCGGUGCCUGGUGAACGGGAUUGCAGGUGGUCUCUCACUCGACGGAUUUGUUCUCGUCCCCUGUUGUCAUCACAAGUCGCGCUAUAGUGAGUACUGCGGUCAAGAACUGCUUGCUGAAUGGGGCAUGGAGAGCGAAAGCGACUUUGCUGCUUUGCGUCUCGUGGCAGCAUGGGCUGUUUGUGGGAUUACAUUAAAAAGAAGCGAUGAAUUUGCACCUGAUGAGGACGUUACUGAACAAUCCGCAGUUUUCGAAGCUGAGGUUAACACUGAUGUUACCGUAAUGGAACAAAUAUCUAGUACUUGUCAGAAAGAUGCGAGUUCCAAUGAUUUUCUAAAGCCUUGGUCCGCACAGUGGAAAGAAGAAAUAGGUCGUAGAGCGAAAGUAGUUCUCGAGAUGGGUCGAGCGCGAUACCUUAGCAAACUUGGAUUUACUACUCGGAUUAUCAAAUAUGUCCCUGAGAGCAUUUCUCCAGAAAAUUUGUUAAUAUUGGGUAUCAAGAAUAGUUCUUAG
Molecule: messenger RNA, 2418 nt
Organism: Necator americanus (New World hookworm)
Lineage: Eukaryota; Metazoa; Nematoda; Chromadorea; Rhabditida; Ancylostomatidae
Exons: 21
Coding region: 1-2418 (805 amino acids)
Biological process (GO): phosphatidylethanolamine biosynthetic process; tRNA processing
Cellular component (GO): endoplasmic reticulum membrane; Golgi apparatus
Molecular function (GO): methyltransferase activity; diacylglycerol cholinephosphotransferase activity; ethanolaminephosphotransferase activity
Source: RefSeq, a predicted model, not a curated record